Aspergillus japonicus CBS 114.51 is the source of this 282-nucleotide messenger RNA. RefSeq lists its product as uncharacterized. The record is from RefSeq and is a predicted model, not a curated record. Lineage: Eukaryota; Fungi; Ascomycota; Eurotiomycetes; Eurotiales; Aspergillaceae. The coding region runs from base 1 to 282 and encodes 93 amino acids. The transcript has 2 exons.
AUGGCCAACACGUCCCCGCAACGUCAUCGCCCUACUCUCAUCACCCCCUCCUGUUCCUCCACAUUCCCGCAGGACAUCUCCGCCGCCAUCCUCUCCGCCGCCAACCACAUCCCCAAGUCCAUCGCCGUCGAGUCCGCAGCCCGCACGGCCAACGCGGCCGGGUCACCAACCCCAACGACGAGUACAGGGCUCCUGGAGGUGCCCAUGCCGCCGCCUCCACCCCCUCCGUCGCCGGUCGAGACGAGAGCGCUCUGGGGCCGCUACACUAUCUAUGGGAGGUAG